AGCCUCCUAAAAUAAUUACAGUAAGAGGCUAUAUGCACGCAUACACCAUAGCCUCCUAAAAUAAUUACAGUAGGAGGCUAUAUGCACGCAUGUAGUAAUAUUGUUCUAAAUACACGUAUGUAAGACAUUGUUGCACACGGUGUUAACUACAACAGUUUAUUCGACCAACAACCCAAAGGCACACAUCAUGUUCCUACACGUUAGUAUUAGUAACUAUUGUGUCUCGGAUUUAUAAUUGAGCACUAUAUGCAGCACGUACGUGCAUAGCAUGUGUGAUGCAACCAACAGGAUCAGGGUGCACUACUCUACACAGCCACAGCUUGGUCUCCAAGCGCAUGCGUUCACACAGACACAGACCCAAUCCACACAGAUACCUAAACCGAAGUUUGGCAUCAGUAUACUAAAACUUGACAACUAUCUCACCGCCCCCGUGGAAGGCCUGGACGACUGUUUGCUCGAACCUGGCUCUCAGUCGAACUACAGUGAGGUUCCCGUGACCCGGGUGUUUGGAUCGACCCCAGCCAAUCAGAAGUGCUGCUUACAUGUGCACGGUACACUUGCAGAUGCCAGACAUGAACUUGAGCAUAGCUACUAAGAAUCUGACUGAAUUCUAUAACAUACGCCGUCGAGUCAACACCCUUAAAUCAUGAAGACACAGCCCCUCAAGCAACAAAUCGCAUGGCCCCGUGAACCACGAACUAAGAAGUAUACCAUAAAGGGACAGUAUCUAUAGUAAAUUUAUUAUCAUCGAUAGUGACCCAACUCACGCAGUGCGUACUUAAAGAGCCUCAAUCUUUCCAGUGAGAACCUUCUCCAGAGCAAGAGUGUCCUUUGCAAAGCCUCUGAUACCCUCAGCCAGCUUCUCAGUGGCCAUGGCAUCUUCGUUGAAAGCGUAUCGGAAUUGCGCCUCGUUGAAAGACACCUUGGGGAUAUUUAACUCUUGCGCCUUCUCUACAGAAAGCACUUCGGGAACCUCGUCCUGAAAUAGGCAAAAUUACGAGAGCAGAGAAAUGAGCC
Messenger RNA from Sphaeroforma arctica JP610, 1017 nucleotides. RefSeq lists its product as hypothetical. Gene Ontology annotation, cellular component: nucleus; zeta DNA polymerase complex. The record is from RefSeq and is a predicted model, not a curated record. The transcript is spliced from 3 exons. Bases 269 to 595 code for a protein of 108 amino acids. NCBI's taxonomy places the organism in Eukaryota, Ichthyosporea, Ichthyophonida. Gene Ontology annotation, biological process: error-prone translesion synthesis; double-strand break repair via homologous recombination. Gene Ontology annotation, molecular function: DNA-directed DNA polymerase activity.